GAGAUGGUCCUAGUCAACUGCUUCCACAGGGAUAAUAAUGUUCCGCAGUAUGAUCAGCUUUUGAACAAUAUUAAGGCUGAAGAUACAUAUGUGAGGGGCGAUGAGCAGAUCAUAGAGGACAUUGCCACCGAUAACCACCCAGAUUACUGUACCAGGAGCUCAGAGGAACAUCGAAUAUCUUCAGAUUUUAAAGCAGGUGAUUGUGGUGUCACAGAAGAUACACAUGAAGCACAUACCAUUUUCUCAGGUGUACCCUUGGAGUUUAAAAGCAAAGAUCUAUCAUCUGAUCUUUUGGAUGGGUUCCGAUCUUCUGAUUCAUCACAGACUGUUAAGCAAAGUGUUCAACUUCAAAGAACUGACACAGGGGAGAAGGCUUUUUUAUGCUCAGAAUGUGGAAAACAUUUUAACCAUGAAUCACAUAUUGUUAUAUAUCAGAACAUUCGCACAGGGGAGAAGACAUAUCCAUGUUCAGAAUGUGGAAAGUGUUUUAAACGUAAAUCACUUCUUGUUAAACAUCAUAAAAUUCACACAGGGGUGAAGCCAUAUUCAUGCUCAGAAUGUGGGAAAUGUUUUAUCCGUAAAUCACAACUUGUUCUACAUGAGAGAAUUCACACAGGUGAGAAGCCAUUUUCAUGUUCAGAAUGUGGAAAAUGUUUUAGUGAUAAAUCAACACUUGUUGUACAUCAGAGAAUCCACACAGGAGAGAAGCCAUAUACUUGUUUAGAAUGUGGGAAAUGUUUUAACCAGAAAUCAUCUCUUGUUACACAUCAGAGAAUUCACACAGGGGAGAAGCCGUAUUCAUGUUCAGAAUGUGAAAAAUGUUUUAAUCAGAAAGCAGAUCUUCUUAAACAUAUGAGAAUUCACAAAGUGAAGAAGUCAUUUUAAUGUACAGGAUGUGGUAAAUGUGUUAACCAUCAAGCAGAUCUUGUUACACAUCAGAGAAAUCACACAGGUGCGAAGCCUCUUUCAUGUUCAAAACGUGAGACAGGUAAUAAAAUUUAGUCA
Bufo bufo (common toad) is the source of this 1005-nucleotide messenger RNA. Its product is annotated as gastrula zinc finger protein XlCGF17.1-like. The record is from RefSeq and is a predicted model, not a curated record. The transcript is spliced from 3 exons. Lineage: Eukaryota; Metazoa; Chordata; Amphibia; Anura; Bufonidae. The coding region runs from base 4 to 885 and encodes 293 amino acids.